AUGUCUUCUUCCAGCAGCUCUUCACUCACUUCCACCCUAAAAUCUGGCUGGAAAAACCUGACUGGAGGAGGCAACAAUAAAACAACAUCAUCCAGCAGCUCUCCAAACCUCGGAUCAUCACCCAUCGCGACAACAACCUCUCUCCACAAUAACAUCAACAACACGUCUCCCUCCACACCAACAACAUCAACAAGUGUUAUAAUUUCGAACGAAAUGAAUUCUUCAUCGUCGCCGCCACCUCUCGAUCAAAUGUCAGUCAAACAGUUGGUAGAAAAAAUUAACAUUUUACAAGUACAGCUGUUUAUGGUGACAAAAGAAAAACAACGAUUGGCUUAUCAGAACUCAUUGUUGGAAAAAGAAAAUCAAGAAUUACAGCAAUUGCUGAAACGACAAGCUUCGAACAGUGUGAAAACCAAUUCCGAACAAGAAAAGAAAGUUGAUACUUUGAUUUCUAAAUUUGAAAAAGUUUCAGAAUCCAUUCAAGCCAUGCAUAUCAAGCAGCGGGAUAAUAGUACCAACGGUUCCAAGUCGAGUUUUGGUUCACAAUCUUCCAUACAUAUCGAUAAGAAAAAACAUGAAGAGGAAUCUUUGGCUGCAUAUCCUUCAAGCGAAGAGACCGACUCUGAAGAUGAUGACACAAGUUCUAGCACCACUCUUUCAUCAUCAAAUUCAAGCUUCAAAGUUCAAUCAGAUGAUCUUUCAUCAUCCUCUUCAUCUCAUGAUCAUUUAGGUGAUAUGGACAACCUUAUUGUUCAAGCAAAAAACAGAAAGACAAGAUUACCCUCUGUGUUUAGAAAACCAAUACAACCUUCAAAUUCUUUUGCAGAAAAGAAAUUAUCCACAACUAACACAAGUAGUAGCAAUCUAUUACUUUUGACUGAAUCAGUUGCUCCUGUUGUUUCCAAUUCGUCGUCAUCUUCAUCAUUGGGCACAUCACAAACAAUGCAAAUUGCUGUUGAAAACAAAGCCAUAAAGGAAAAAGUUAAAACCACCAAUGGAACCUUAAUUAUUGAAUAUCCUGUGAAUCCAAUUUUCAGCAAAUCUCAACAAACAACUUCAGGAGGAAAACGUGUCACAAAAGGAGCUAAAGUAUCUGUCAUUCAAAUUGAUGACAUGUUUGCAGAACCAGUUCAAGGUUUUGUGGUAGGAAAUGAUUCUCGUCUCUCGUGUGAAGGAGAUCGAAAUGCUGCUGCCAAAAUGGCUGUUGAAAGAUUUUCAAAAGACAUCUUACAUCAAUGUAGAGAAUAUAUUCAAAAUGAAAAACAAGGAAAAGAAUUGAACGAAGGAGAAGUAUUCUGCAGUACUUUUGUGAAACCUCAAUCUUUGAGUGGAUCAUUUUCCAAUUUAUCAAACUCAUCUUUCCAUUUGAUUCAUAUCAAUACUGGAAGUGCUACUUCUCAAGUGAGUUCCAGCAAAUCGAGCGAUGAAUUGGACGGUGUGAAUUUAGACUCAAAUGAAUUGACCAAAACCAAAUUCUACAACUCUCUUAGUAAUGCCGUUCACAACGCUCUCGAAUGCAUUGACACCUUGGAAUGUCACUCCAUUGCUUUUGCACCAUUCCUCUAUCGAACACCCAAAACUUCAGAAGUCAUUCCUCAAUAUGGACUCGCAAAGAGUCAAUGGCUAGCGGCAGCAAGAUGUUUUUUCAGAUCCACUUUUGAGCACUGUAUUGAAAAUCGUCUUUCAAGUACCUUGUUAGACAUUCGAUUCAUUGUCACCACAGAGGAAGAAGCAAAAAUUUUGAAACAUCACUUGGAUAUUGAUUUCCAAUUUUUCAUUUUCAAUUUUGUGAAAUUUCAAGCUCAAUUUUCAAGACCUACCUCUGCGUUGGCAUCAACAGUGAUUGCACCUCAACCUGCUGAGGAGGCUAUCAAAGAAAAAGAUCCAAAGAAUUACUAUGAUCAUGAUUUCACAGAGACGCUCUAUGAUGUUGUUGAGGAUUCACCAGAAAAUAUCGAAUGGAUGGAUUCCACAGAUGAAGAAUCUGAUCAAGCCAUGGAAAUUAAAUGUGCCACACUUGACAAACUCAUUGAAAGAGUGACCUAUCACAAGAAUUACGACAAUGCCUACUUGUAUGCAUUUUUAUUGACCUAUCGAUCUUUUACAACACCUCACGAAUUGAUGGACAAAUUGAUUGCACGAUACAAUUUACCUCCACCAAAUGCCAAGACUAUUACAAAAUCUGAAUUUACCAAGUGGCAAGAAGAAGUAUUGCAACAAGUUCGUCUACGAGUGACACAAGUCAUCAAAUUUUGGAUUGAAAAUCAUUAUCAUGAUUUUGAGAAUGAUUCCGAGUUGUUAGAAAAAGUGAAAAAGUUGAGUCUCAUCAUGGAGAAUACUCAGGGCAAACACUUUGCCACUCAAUUAUUGAAUUCUAUCAAGAGACAACAAUCACUCAACAAUAGCAAUGUAGAAGUAUUUGUCAAGAUUGAAACUGUGGUAAAAUAUCCGAAAAAGUAUCGACCUGGAAAGGAUGACCUGUCCAAGUUUGACAUUUUAGAUUGGCCCAGUGCUGAAAUUGCACGACAAAUCACUCUCAUUGAAUACAACAUGUUUAAGGCAAUUAAGCCAAAGGAAUGUCUCAAUCAAUCAUGGAAUAAGGAAUCAAGAGAACAAAAAGCAUUUAACAUUUAUCAAAUGAUUACAUGGUUCAAUCGAGUUUCAAAAUGGGUUGCAAGUCGAAUAUUGAGCGAACCCAACAUUAAGGAUCGAAAAGCGGUCAUGACAAAAAUGAUACAAAUUGCUGAAGAGUGUCGAAAAUUGAAUAAUUUCAAUGCCGUAUUCGAAUUUGUGAGUGGUUUACAAAAUUCUGCUGUGCAUCGUCUCAAAAAGACAUGGGAACUCUUGAAGAGCGAAGCGAAAAGAGAUCAUGAUGAGCUACUCGCACUCAUCAGUGGUGAUAACAAUUUCAGAGCCAUUCGUCACGCAAUACUCUAUGUCAAACCACCUUGCAUUCCAUAUAUUGGAGUUACAUUGACAGAUUUAACCUUCAUUGAAGAUGGAAAUCCAAAUAUUCUCAAUGACAAGAUUAAUUUUAUUAAGAGAAGGAAAUUGGCCAUGCUGAUUCGAGACAUUCAGACCUAUCAACAAACCCCGUACUCUCUACAGAGUGUUCCCGAAUUGCAGGAACGAUUGAAAGCCAUUUCGAAUAUUGACGAUGAAAAAUUGUACAAGUUGUCCUUGGAUUUUGAACCAAGACAACAAAAGACAACCAACGUGUAA
Naegleria fowleri is the source of this 3222-nucleotide messenger RNA. RefSeq lists its product as uncharacterized. The record is from RefSeq and is a predicted model, not a curated record. Gene Ontology annotation, cellular component: plasma membrane. The coding region runs from base 1 to 3222 and encodes 1073 amino acids. Gene Ontology annotation, molecular function: guanyl-nucleotide exchange factor activity. The transcript is spliced from 2 exons. Gene Ontology annotation, biological process: Ras protein signal transduction; positive regulation of GTPase activity. NCBI's taxonomy places the organism in Eukaryota, Heterolobosea, Eutetramitea, Acrasida, Naegleriidae.